Funneliformis mosseae is the source of this 378-nucleotide messenger RNA. The record is from the annotation of a GenBank genome assembly. Lineage: Eukaryota; Fungi; Glomeromycota; Glomeromycetes; Glomerales; Glomeraceae.
GCUUGUUUAUAACAUGGUGGUUACAAAUUUCAACCAUGGUCAUUUAACAACUCGUCAAUCUUGGUUUCGAUCUCUUCUUAAACUUAAGAUUUCACAUACUCUUGAAUGGAGUUUCAUGAAGGACUGUCCAUAUGAGGUGCUUGACCAUGCUAUUACACAUGCAAAUCAAGCUCGAAAUGAAGUUGUCUGUCGAAAUAAUGAAAUUAAAUAUAAAAAACAUCGUCUUCAUUUCCAAAGAAAAAAAGAUAAUCAGCAAACAAUUACUAUUCGUUCUCAAUACUGUCACAAAAAUCCUCUUCUUUUUCCAUUGCAUCAUGAACAUCGUCGAAAAAAUCAUAAAUGGCCAAAUUUGGAAGGAAAGGUUUUAAUGGAUUCAAA